Molecule: messenger RNA, 2422 nt
Organism: Colletes gigas
Lineage: Eukaryota; Metazoa; Arthropoda; Insecta; Hymenoptera; Colletidae
Gene: Polr3E
Product: DNA-directed RNA polymerase III subunit RPC5
Exons: 8
Coding region: 312-1823 (503 amino acids)
Biological process (GO): DNA-templated transcription
Cellular component (GO): nucleus; RNA polymerase III complex
Source: RefSeq, a predicted model, not a curated record
UUCGAACGGUCCAUCAUCAUCGAUGACAAAUCAAAUCCUGUCAUAGAAUUUUUUCCACGUUUAUUUCUGCAUUUGUUUACUUAUCUGGGAAAAAUAAUUCAAACACGCGGUCGAUAACAGUCAGCACCGAUGCUGACAAACGCGUUAUAAAUUGAACAAUAUAGUAAAUAAAGAUACUACGUCUACUACCAUUUUAUCUUGAUUAUCUGAUUCUAAAACAUGGAGAAAGAUCCAGUGUGUGUCUCCAUGAGUUCGCAUCGAAACAUACGUGGGUAAUUUUGAAAGAUAAACGGUAAAUAAAUAUUGUUUAAAUGUCUAACGCUGAUGCAAUGGAAAAUGAAAAUGAUCCAGUGGUUAAAGAGAUUCCAGUAUUUCUUUCGAAAACACUAGCGGAUAAACUUUUUAUUUUUCAAUAUCCGGUCAGGCCUGCUCAUGAAGGUUACGAUAAUUCAACCUUCUUAAAAACCUCUAUAAAACCGAGAAAUCAAGAAGUUCUCAUAGAAGUGGCGAUAGAUACGCACAGUGUUAAUUAUGAUCAAAGUAAAGGUGAGCAAAUUGCAAUUAGCGCAGAUGGAGAUUCAAAAGGUAAUCAAGAUGACAGUAACAAAGCAUUCAACAGCAAUUUCAUGGAUAAAACUGUGUUACAAUCAUCCAGAGCACUGCCAAACUGUUCCAAUUAUGCGGUUGGUAUUUUCCAAGACGGAGAAUUACAUUUAACGCCGUUAAGAGGAAUCGUUCAAAUGCGUUCGCAAUUUAAUUACCUUGAUAAGAGCGACCAACGUUUAAGAGACGAAGCCAAAAAUACAGGCGAUGAUUUUGAAGAGGACGAAGAAGGACCAAAACAAGUUAAUGUUACUUUUGCUAGACAGAAACCAGAGUUUAUAAAAAAGAUGCAGGAGAAAUCUUUCCAGCAUCAUGCGCAGAAAAGCUUGGAAGAAAGAUGGAUUCAUACAAACUAUAUUCCAGCAAAUAGUACGCAAGCAGAGCUUACACGUUUGGAUAUGUUUUGUUCUACUAUAGAUGAAACUGUAAAUACGUUGAAUUUAUCGACUCAGCAAUAUUUAGAAUUACUAGUACCAAGAGAGAAAGAGGACAAUUUAAAAACGGCUGUUUCUAACGCUACAACGUCCCUUAAUUAUAUUAGAACAUUACCUCUCCUUGAUCAAAUUAAAAUACUUAUGAAAGAUGCCAAAGUUAUAUCCUUUAUACAGUUACGGUCAAUUUUGUCGUCGGAUCAAGAAACGGCAGCUAUUUUAAAAUAUUUACAGCAAGUGGCAGUUUUAGUACAGGGAAAUUGGGUUGUAAGUAGCGAACUGGUGUAUCCAAAAGACAGUAUUUCAUCGCAUAACGGCAUCCCUGCAGAACUAAUGUGCAGGGCUAGGGAUUAUAUUUUGUUGUCGUUCACGGAACACGAAUUCCUAGACAGAAAAACGAUCUCGACGGUUGUUAAAUUACCCGCCGACGAAAUCAAAGAAAUAUUUACAAACUUAGCGAUACGGAAACCUAAAAAGGGUUGGCAAUUGAUAAUUCCGCCUACCAAAGAAUUUAUCGAAAGGUAUCCGGAAAUAGCACAAAGGCAAGAAAUGUUUUGGGAAGCGAAACGAAAGUUUCUUCGCGAGGCGAUGGAGGUUCAAAGUCAGAUUCCUCAACGUCAAAGGCGAAAGUCGAACAGGGAAUCCAUCGGGUCGGAAAACGAGGAGAAAAACGUGGGCCGCGGGAGGAAAACUUUGAGGGAUUCCUCGAUGUCCGAUAACGAUAGCGCGACAGAACCAGUGAAACAUAAAAAAACAAUUCGAUCCCGUAAAGUGUCCGAGACCACGUGACCAAAGUUGACGUCCGAUUAAACGUGUAUAAUGUUGCUACAUAUUGUUAAUGUAUUUGAAAUUACGGAAUCAUCACGCGUCUAGAUAAUAUUAUAACGUAUCUGUUUUGAUACACUGCCUAAAUCUUAUAAUAUACAUGUAUUCUUAAAUUAUUUAAAUAGAAUAUUUUCUAGUCUCAAGUGAUGCGUCAAACAAACGACAAUAUAGGUUUCGACUACUGUCCGUUCGAAUGUAGAACUUGUGCAUUUUGUUAUCCUAGGUAGUUAUAACAAAAUCCAAGAUGCUAUGUUUGCUUUUUAUAAUGUCGUACAUAGUGAUAAUACGAACGCUAUAAAAAUCACUUCAAUGUUAUUGUCUUAUAAAUAAAAUGUACAGAAAGAUGACGAAUUUUGUCUGAUCGUUGCUAUUGCGAGCAAAUUUAUUAUUACGCGUGACAUUGUCGAUGGUUGAUAGAUGGUACGUACUAUAAUCGAAAUUGUAAAAAGCAUUCAUCUAUUGUUUCCAAUAGUUACUUUCUGCACAUCGUGGAUCGAUGAUGAUUUGAAAGCGUGGACUGAAAAAAAAUGACUGAUGUUUUUUAUUUUACUAAAAAUAUUUUU